GGGUAAGCCAAAGCUGAAAGGAAUACUUGAGCUCAACUUAGGUUGCAUGUGAAGAAGAUCGUGGGAUGCUCAUGCAUUGCUGCAAUUGUUUCUCAACACAUUGUUUCAAAGACAACAUGAAUCUGACAGUAGGAUUCUAUCACUGAGUGACAUCAGCCUCGACGAUAACGGUACCAGCCAGCAAAAAUAAAACAUGGCUGCACUUAAAGAUAUGGAUGAUACCGGCUGUGCCUACAACCUCUACAAUAGAUUUGUGGAAGUGAUGAUCGUUGUUGGCAUUGAUGAAAACACAGGACUCGUUCCAGCGGACAAAGAUGUAGAACAAAAUAGUGACAGCCUCCUCAUCAACCUGUUCCACCAGGACUAUGAGCCACAGGUCAUUGCUGCAGUAUCCUCAAGUAAAGCCACACACUUCCAGCCAUUCCUGAAAGAGGAUCCCAACUACCCUCCUGUCACUUGUGGUUCUACAGGCAAUUCACUGGACGGAUCAGGAGAACACUUGAGUCUCCCAUCACGUUCCAAGAGUGUACGUGAGGAUCGCACUUGUCGCUUCAGUCCCACCAACACUCCUCUUCUCAAGAGGCACUUUCGACGGACUCAUACUGUCAAUUAUCGCUCAGUCACAAUGACCAACCUGCCCUUGUCAGAAGAAGUUAUUCGUUCUGUUCCUGUGUUCUGUUUUCCAGAAAACGCCAAAGUGUACAGACACAAGCCUGAAAACUCUGUCCAUUUCCUUGUCUUCACGGAUCUGUUUGGCAACAAGACUUUUGCUACAUGUCUCACCUUCUACAAGCCAUAUAUCUUGGAGAAGGAAGAUUCUGAGAAUCUAAACAUGAGUCUUGAGACAAAGAAGACAUGCCUGAGUAACAGCAAGACGCGAGCGUAUCUCCCACAGUGCUGCAUCCUCAUCUCGAAGUACCCCUACUUCUACUCCAUGAAGGAAUGUCUCUCAUGUAUGGUGGAUAAUAUAGAGCGUGAAACAGAAGGAAUGUUUUCCUAUAUGAAGGAGUUCACCUACAUCCUCACGCUGACCCCCGUUCCUCCACCUGGAAAUGUCUCUGUGAUCCUGACGCUCCCGGUCUUCCAGAUGCAGAUGAUCCUGUACCCCUCUGACUGGGCUGACACGCCAGUCAUCGACAUCCCCCUGUACCUCGUCUUCCUUGCCUUCUCCAUAGACAACAUCCUCAAGAUCUUCACCAGCAUCCUCACUGAGGAGCGGGUUGUGUUCGUGUCCUCCAGGUAUGGCCUCCUGGCAGUCAUCAUGGAGAGCUUCCUCAACUUUAUUCUGCCGUUCUCCUGGAGGUUCACAUACGCCCCGAUCCUUUCCAUAUCUUCCUUAGAGCUACUGGAAGCCCCAGGUACCUUCAUGAUGGGAUGUAACAGCAAGCACCUGGAGGUGGUGGAUCAGGUGGAGGGACUAGUGGUUGUCAACAUUGAUGAGGGAACAGUAAAGAUCAACCCAGAACCCUCAGACAAUGGAGGUGUUGAGAAGACUAUCCCUGAUGUACCAGUUGACCCUGCACUGUUCUUCAGGAAAAAGGCCAAGGAUCUUCGCUACCAAACAGACCUCAACGAUGUGCAGAGACCCUUCAGCUACAACCUGAAUGAGGAGAGGAAGUACAGAUCCCGGAAGAUGCACCUGCUCAACAAGCAGAUAACUCAUGCCUUCCUCGAACUCAUGGUCAACCUCUUCAGGGGAGUGAUUCCUGAACUCAAGUUGGAUCUGUGCAAGUUUAAUGUUGAAGCCUUCAAGGAAACAGUUGCUGAGGCAGACAAGCCAUUCUAUGAUAAGGUUCUCCAAACUGACAUGUUCAAAAACUUCCUCUCAGAAAGGCUGAAGGAGAAGCAGGAUUUUUGGUCAGAUUAUGAAGCGAAGACACGGCCUCAAUUUAAAAAGGUUGGAGGCCUCUUAGACAGCUCUACAAAUAUGGCUACAAGAAAGAAGCCCCUGCGUAAACAAGUGUCCAUCUCCAUGUGUCCGUCAGCUGAUCUUGAGAAGGAGUACCAGACCUUCCGAUUGCCGGUGCUCACAAGUGAUGCCCUCUCCUUCCUCCGAGCCAGUAUUGUCUACCUGUCCAAGACCCUGGAGGAAUGCCGGGAUCUUGAACCUCGCGGAUGUUAUCUGUACUUUAGAGGAAUGUUGCAUGCAGCUCAAGGAAAUCCCCAAAGUGCAGUGGAUGACUUUCUCAGCCUACACUCAAUAAAUGCCAGACUGGUGCCUACACAAUAUAUAAGGCAGCUCUUGAGUGGGAUAUCAAAGACCGAUCAAGCCGCCCUGCAUAAGCGACGAGGCAGCUUCCUGCUAGAUGAGCUCUGUUUUCCUAUGGAUGAGGACAGUUUGUCCAGAGAUAGCAAGAGAGUAGUCUACCAUGGUAGUGUGUCACUGCCUGAGAAGGAUGUGGUACUUGAUGAGUUUGUGGAUGCCAUAUCGAUGUUGGAGAUCGCCAACGACUAUGAUACUAUACAGAGGCUCUUCUUCUCCCUCUGUACUUCAGAGAAUGCAGUACCAGUGGUGGACCAGAAGACUCUGGAGAGUUUUGUGGAUUGUCACAGGGAAAGCCAGAUUCAGUGUGACAGCCUGAAGAUCCAAAACAGCAAGCUGCACCAGGACGAGUAUGUGCUCAAGGUAUCUGGGCUAAUCAAGACUGACUUUGGCACCGGCAGGAUAGCCCUCACUGAAAAGAGGUUAUUCUUCCUGAAAGAUGUAUCUAACCGCUACAAGGAAAUAAUAAAGCUGAGAGAUAUCAACAAACUGGAGAAGUCCCAGCUUCACACCUUCCUCAACAAAGUGGAUACGCUUAUAAUACAGAAUAGAGAUGGUUCCUUCAAGUUCACGGCCUGCCUAAAGGAUGAGAGGAACUGCUGGUUUAUGUUGAUUGAGGAGAUGAGGGCAGGGAAAGUUGUUGCCGAGGCAACAAGGGACUUAACUGCAAUACAACAAGGAACAAUCAAUGUGAUGCUCAUCGAUGCUGUCAUUAGAAGUGGCAAUGAAGCUGGAUCGUCUCAUGAGGAAACUGUAACAUCAUCUGCUGAGAAUCUAUGUCACUUCACGAGGUACAUGUCCGAGGGGCGACACAACCUUCCCAAGGACACUGUGGAGGCUCUACAACACAGGGUGGACCCGAAUAUCGGGGACAGAGAUCGGAAAACAGUGGAGGCACUUCUCUACACACCAGGAACUGACAGUCUACACAGGAGAGAGCAGCUGCCGCCACGCCUGUGGUGCGGGAUGGGGGAUGGCAAGGUGAAGGUGUUCGACGCCACAACAUGGGAACUAGAGGGCAAGAUAGUACAGACCAAGAACACCGCAGCCUGCCUGGUGCCAGUCGGGGAGACGCAGGUUUGGGUGGGCUCGCAGGGCAUCUUCAUCAUUGACACCGAGACCAUCAUGUGCAACAAGACGCUGUCCGUACAUCAGGAUCUGGUCACAGAUAUUGUCAUCUCCAAGGAUAAAAGACAUGCCCACUCAGCCAGUGUGUGUGGUUUGAUCGUAAUUUGGGAGAUCCAGACUCUGACACUGCUGAAGAAGUUUCAACUGAACGACAUCACCAGCCUCAGGUCUCUGAAGAUCAUCGGGGACCAGCUGUGGUGUGGAACAUGGAAGAGAAUUGUCGUUCUGAAUCAGAAUGGAGAAGAAAUCGACAGUUUCCGUGUCCAGAGCAGCGAUGGACAUGGGCGAAAUGUGGACCUUGAUUGUUUUGCUAUCACAGAUCAGGAGGUGUGGGCUGGAGUUCGGAGGGAAGGCAUACUGGUGGUGUGGGAUCGACACACAGGUUCACAGAGCGCCACAAUACGACUAGAGUGUAGAGGCAUCAGUACACUGCUGCUGUGUGACAACAAGAUCUGGGUGGGCACGAAGGCAGGGACCGUCUACAUCUACCUCACCAACACCCACCAGCUGUGGAAGUCACUGCGCGCCCAUGACGAUGCCGUGCGCUCGCUGUGCCUCGCUGACAUCCGUUAUGUCAUGAGCGGUGGAGGCAGCAAGGACGGCAAGGUGGCAAUAUGGACGCCAUCAGUCCUUGAGCUGUCAGACAGCUAUGCUGAUAAUCUGUAAUCUGUAAUGUGUAAUGUGUCACACAUUUCAAAAAGAUGUCAAAGCCUGUAUAUUUCAGAUUGAAGAUGCAAGUUUUUGUUAUAUUAAUAUUGCAAACACGAAAGUUCAAAUUCUUGUUUGUUGUUGUCAGUGCAGCAAUCAGUUUAAGAUGGUUGACAUUUUUAUUGGAUAUUCUUCAGGAUAUCCAUAUAUUUAUAAAUUGUACAUCAAGCAUUGUCCAUUUGCUUUGUUGAUUCUGUUUCUGAUUUGAAACUAUUAAUGAUAAUGGCGACGUCAAAGGAAGAAACAAUGCUCAAUUUUUUUGUUUUCCUUUUCAACCUCUUUUAUCGAUGGAAAUAAUGAAUCUGGAAUCUGGAAUGUGUAAUCUGAAGUAUGUGUAGGUUCCUUAGCCAAUCAAAUAUCAGCAUUGUGUAAACUUUUUAAAACAAAUCUGCUUAAUUUCCAAAGUGGUAAACCUUGAUUCUGAUCGAAAGAGAACCCACCCAUAACAAAUAUGUUCCCUCGAUGGUGCACCCUUUCUGGUGUAGAUGCCAUGAUUCGUGCUCAGAAACGACAUGGUGUGUGAAAUAUUCACAACAAUCUAAGUGCAGGCAGAGUGGCACUCAGAAAAGAUGCUCAUUUGAUAUGUAUUGAAAUACACUCCAAAUAAAAAAUUAUCUAACAGGGACUCAUUUCUUAAAAUGUCUAUAAGACUUUGCCCAAAAUGAGGAUGAUUUCAAUGUCAAUUUUUUCUAUAUACACAAACUUACUGUAAAAUCUGAUUACAACGAAGUGUGUUUCAUUCAAAAGUAGCAUUAUUUACAUUGUUCCAAAACAUACUUCAUAAAUGUUAUUUAAUUUAACAAUUAAUUUGAUACUGAAGAGGAAAAUGCAAACUUCUCACUACAACGUCUUCAUAUUUCAUUGUUUCAUGAUUAUAAAGUUAUACUGCUCUAAUAAGUACCCCUUGACCAACUUCAAGAACAAUAUGUGAAUAAUAAACGCCUUCAGAGACUGAAAAUUAACAUGGCAGUCUGCAUCUCUUGCGUA
This is a messenger RNA of Haliotis rufescens (red abalone), 5086 nucleotides long. Its product is annotated as DENN domain-containing protein 3-like. The record is from RefSeq and is a predicted model, not a curated record. Gene Ontology annotation, molecular function: protein binding. Gene Ontology annotation, biological process: regulation of Rab protein signal transduction. Lineage: Eukaryota; Metazoa; Mollusca; Gastropoda; Lepetellida; Haliotidae. Gene Ontology annotation, cellular component: cytoplasmic vesicle. The transcript has 26 exons. The coding region runs from base 194 to 4057 and encodes 1287 amino acids.